Molecule: messenger RNA, 407 nt
Organism: Paramecium sonneborni
Lineage: Eukaryota; Ciliophora; Oligohymenophorea; Peniculida; Parameciidae
Source: the annotation of a GenBank genome assembly
AUGGCCUUUCUUGAUCAAACAAAAUAUACUUUUAUCAAACGACGCCACUUCUCAAAAAAGCGUAGACAAGAAUCUAAACCAAGAAAUUAUACUUACAUCACAACAAAUGCUAAAAAUUUGUUUCUCUAACUCUUUCUAUUUCAUAGCUACAAAAUCCAUGAUGUAAACAAUUUCAUAUUAAUUUUAUCUUAGGCUGCUAACAAGGCUGGAAUUAAGUAUUCUUCUGCUAAAACUAUACUCUUUGCUCAUCGCAAAUCAUAUAAAUAACAAUUAAUUAGAGAUAAAAAAGCUGCAGUAUUUAUUUAUUCAAAUAUUAGAAUUCAAUACAAACUAAAUGUUGUGGAUACAAACUUAAAUUAUCUGAUUAACCUGAUAAUGUUUAACUUAAAACCAGAGUUGGAAUGUGA